GUAAGAAAAGGUUCAAUAAACAAGCAUGGCCGGCAUUGGAAAGGCAUCGACAUUAUGGUCUUCAACACGUAUCUCUGGUGGAUGACAGGCCUCAAGAUGAAGAUCUUAAAAGGGUCUUUUGAUGAUGAUGAUAAGGAGAUAGUUGAGGUCACAAUAGAGGAUGCAUACCGUAUGGCAAUGAGAAGUACGCUGAGAUGGGUGAGGAAAAACAUGGAUCCCAAGAAGACAAGGGUCUUCUUCACCAGCAUGUCUCCUACUCAUGCAAAGAGUAUGGAGUGGGGAGGUGAAGAGGCGAAAAACUGUUACAAUGAAACAACAUUGAUAGAGGAUCCAACAUAUUGGGGAUCGGAUUCUAGGAAGAGCAUAAUGAAAGUGAUCGAAGAAGUGUUCAGUCAAUCAAAGUUUCCCAUUACAUUCCUUAACAUCACGCAGUUGUCCAGUUAUCGAAAGGACGCACACACCUCCAUUUACAAGAAGCAGUGGAGUCCACUAGCUGAAGAGCAGCUGGCCAACCCUGUUAGCUAUGCUGAUUGUGUGCACUGGUGCUUGCCUGGCCUUCAAGAUACUUGGAAUGAGCUUCUCUUUACCAAGCUCCUCUAUCCUUGACCUCACGUAACAACGUUGAAAAUAAAAUAAUCCUACUAAGUGAUUACAUUGAUUCUUUUUCCUGCUAAUUAAGUUUUAUUACUGGUGGCUUAUGUCCCAUUUCCAGGUUCAAUUGUGAAGGUCUGUCUAUUAAAAAAAAAAAAAGUGA
Molecule: messenger RNA, 754 nt
Organism: Rubroshorea leprosula
Lineage: Eukaryota; Viridiplantae; Streptophyta; Magnoliopsida; Malvales; Dipterocarpaceae
Source: the annotation of a GenBank genome assembly